AUGAUGCCUGAAAAAAUCGCGGCAUCGUGGCAGGACGAGGCAGCUCGCCCACCUCGGCCUCUCGCGGAUCAGAUGUGCUCCGCCUCUGCGUCUGCACAGCCAUCGCCCGGCGGCUCUCUGCUCUCCCUUCCCUGCGACUCACGGCGCCCACGAGGGUUGCAGGCAUCCCAGUCGCCCAAGAAGCAGCGCACCACCACGGGGCCUACCAGAGGCACGCGAGCGACGCCGGCAGGUCCUGCCAAGCUGAGGCUCAAAACGAAAGGACCCGUGCACAGAGCACAGAUAACUAUCGCCGCGCAGUUGUCAAACACCCACACCGUCAAGGAAAUGAUCAUGGCCAGAAGGGACUUCGCGGCGAACGCCCUGCGGUCUGGGCCCAGCAGGAAGGCAAACGAGACAAACCAGAUAGUUGCCUCAAGGAUGCACAAGUAA
This is a messenger RNA of Prorocentrum cordatum, 432 nucleotides long. The record is from the annotation of a GenBank genome assembly. NCBI's taxonomy places the organism in Eukaryota, Dinophyceae, Prorocentrales, Prorocentraceae.